Messenger RNA from Capsella rubella, 935 nucleotides. Its product is annotated as thioredoxin O1, mitochondrial. The coding region runs from base 82 to 678 and encodes 198 amino acids. The record is from RefSeq and is a predicted model, not a curated record. The transcript is spliced from 6 exons. Lineage: Eukaryota; Viridiplantae; Streptophyta; Magnoliopsida; Brassicales; Brassicaceae.
GAUCGACGGGAAGGGGAAGCGCCUGAAUCACACACAAAACCUUUACAAUCGGAGUUGGAGAAAGCAUAAAUCGGGGGGAAUAUGAAGGGGAAUUGGUCAAUCAUCCGUCAGGUUUUACACCGCCGCUUCUCCACUCUCCGUUCCUCAACACCAUCGUCGCGAUUAUCCACUUUGUCCAGCUCCGCCCGACCUCUUAUGUUGGUCCCAAACUCGAUGUCAUCGCUGAUCACUAGUAACUCGUUGUUUACUGGCUCCACUAUGGGCCGAUCCAUUGAUUUUAACUCCUCCAACACUUCUCCUCUUCUCCACCGGAGAAACCUUUGUUCGGAAGCUGGAGGUGAGAAAGGUGUUGUUAUAGUGAAAUCAGAGGAAGGAUUCAUCGAUGCAAUGAGCAAAGCUCAAGAUGGAUCUCUACCGUCCAUCUUCUACUUCACUGCGGCUUGGUGUGGACCAUGCAAGUUUAUCGCUCCUGUAAUCACUGAGCUUAGUAAACAGUAUCCCGAUGUAACCACAUAUAAAGUCGACAUUGAUGAGGAUGGGAUUUCGAACACUAUCAGCAAGUUGAAUAUCGCAGCUGUGCCAACACUGCAUUUCUUCAAAGGAGGCUUGAAGAAAGGCGAGAUUGUGGGUGCAGAUGUCACAAAGCUGAAGAAUCUCAUGGAACAGCUCUACAAGUGAAGACCCAAUGCGGUCUAGUAAUGAACAUGUUGAGUAGUUUGCAAGAUAGUUUGAGAGUGUCCAAUCAAAUCAAGGUUAAACAUUUAUUUAUUUCGUUUACAACAACCAAGCCUAUGUAAGUUUUCUCCUAAUAUUUGUUGGAUUGGUUCAUAUGAGUCAACCGAGGAACUGAGGGUGGAGGAAUGUAAGCAGCAAAGUAUGAUCCUCUUAAAAUUUAAAUUAUAAUUGCGCUUAAUGCGUUGCCUUUUGUGUUAAAA